This is a messenger RNA of Echinops telfairi (small Madagascar hedgehog), 842 nucleotides long. It is a transcript of the gene LIN7B, whose product is annotated as lin-7 homolog B, crumbs cell polarity complex component. The record is from RefSeq and is a predicted model, not a curated record. Gene Ontology annotation, cellular component: basolateral plasma membrane; cell-cell junction; synapse. Gene Ontology annotation, biological process: neurotransmitter secretion; protein localization to basolateral plasma membrane; maintenance of epithelial cell apical/basal polarity. NCBI's taxonomy places the organism in Eukaryota, Metazoa, Chordata, Mammalia, Afrosoricida, Tenrecidae. Gene Ontology annotation, molecular function: L27 domain binding. Bases 1 to 753 code for a protein of 250 amino acids. The transcript has 6 exons.
AUGGAGAUGGGACAGCCUUUCUCGGGGGUCCCCGUGACUGCGGGUGGGUUGCCUGCCUGGCUCUCGGCCGUUUUGCACAGGGUGUCCCUGCGCGCCGCUCACUCCGCCUCUCACUGCCUCUCCCCGGGUCCCCCGUGUCUCCGUGCUGGGCCCCGCCGCCCCGCAGACGUGUCCCGGGCCGUGGAGCUCCUCGAGCGGCUCCAGCGCAGUGGGGAGCUGCCUCCGCAGAAGCUGCAGGCGCUCCAGCGAGUCCUGCAGAGUCGUUUCUGUUCCGCCAUCCGGGAGGUGUAUGAGCAGCUCUAUGACACACUGGACAUCACUGGCAGUGCUGAGAUCCGGGCUCACGCCACAGCCAAAGCCACGGUGGCAGCUUUCACGGCCAGUGAGGGUCACGCACAUCCCAGGGUGGUGGAACUGCCGAAGACAGACGAGGGGCUAGGCUUCAACAUUAUGGGGGGCAAGGAGCAGAAUUCACCCAUCUACAUUUCCCGAGUCAUCCCCGGGGGCGUGGCUGACCGCCACGGAGGCCUCAAACGUGGGGACCAGCUGCUAUCUGUGAAUGGCGUGAGCGUGGAGGGCGAGCAGCACGAGAAGGCCGUGGAACUGCUGAAGGCGGCCCAGGGCUCCGUGAAGCUGGUGGUACGCUACACGCCCCGCGUGCUGGAAGAGAUGGAGGCCCGCUUCGAAAAAAUGCGCUCAGCGCGCAGGCGUCAGCAGCACCAGAGCUAUUCGUCCCUGGAGUCACGAGGCUGAAAUCACAGAUCUGAACCAACUACCCCUCUACACACCCAGCCGCGCCCCCACCCCCACCCCCACCCCCUGCUUCCUGCCCUUGUACAGUA